Molecule: messenger RNA, 1224 nt
Organism: Pleuronectes platessa (European plaice)
Lineage: Eukaryota; Metazoa; Chordata; Actinopteri; Pleuronectiformes; Pleuronectidae
Product: adenosine receptor A1-like
Exons: 4
Coding region: 1-1224 (407 amino acids)
Biological process (GO): G protein-coupled adenosine receptor signaling pathway; vasodilation; adenylate cyclase-activating G protein-coupled receptor signaling pathway
Cellular component (GO): membrane
Molecular function (GO): G protein-coupled adenosine receptor activity
Source: RefSeq, a predicted model, not a curated record
AUGAAUGCGACCCACAGCUGCACAGCAGAGAUGCCUUAUGAGUUCCUCCCUCGACUCAAAGGGCUGUACAUCGCCACCGAGCUCCUCAUCGGUGUUCUGGCCAUCAUCGGAAACCUCCUGGUCUGCCUGGCUGUCACCCGCAACAAGAAGCUUCGCACGGUCACCAACUACUUUCUGGUUUCCCUGGCGGUGUCGGACAUCCUGGUGGGUUUGGUGGCCAUUCCCUGUGCAGUGCUGACGGACCUGGGUCGACCGCGCCACAACCUGCCCCUGUGCCUGGUGCUGGUCAGCGUCCUGAUGGUGCUCACACAGAGCUCCAUCCUGAGUCUGUUGGCCGUGGCAGCAGAGCGCUACAUGGCCAUCCUCCUGCCCUUCGAGUACCAGCGCAUGAUGAGCCCCAGGAACGCCCAGUGGGCGCUGCUGGUCACCUGGGGCCUCGGGGCCAUCUCCGGCACCGUGCCGCUCAUGGACUGGAAACGACAACCAGCAGACUCCAACUACUGUAUCUUCACGUGCGUGGUGAACAUGAGCUACAUGGUCUACUUCAACUUCUUCUGCUGCCUCCUGGUUCCCCUGGUGGCCAUGAUCAUCAUCUACAUCCACAUCUUCCUCACCGUACGCCGUCAACUCAGACGCAUCGCCGUGAGCAGAGGAGCCGGCAAGGACGUGAGGGCCAGCGCCUGUGGGAGCAGCGAGACCGGGACAGAGGACUCUGUCAUAUCAGCUUCUGGAGGGAGAGAAGGCCCAGGAGGGGAACCCGACCUGGGAGACAUCACACAGCUGGAGGAGAAGAAGAUCAAGGUUGAAGUCAGGUCUGGCACCGGGUCUCUUAUUAACACUGAGACGUCCACAGUCUUCACAAAGUUCGGGUUCAGGAUCGCCUCAGCUGGUUUUGGCUCUGCUCCCGCUGACCUCCGUCCAGGAGAGUCCUCCGUGGCCAAGUCCAGCGCCCGCUCCUCCCAGGAGCUGCGGAAGGCCACCUCCCUCUUCCUGGUCCUCUUCCUCUUCACCGUGUGCUGGCUGCCCAUCCACCUCAUCAACUGCAUCCUGCUGUUCUGCCCAAACUGUAACGUGCCCAUGUCGCUCACGCUCUCCGCCAUUCUGCUUUCCCACGCCAACUCGGCCCUGAACCCGAUCCUGUACGCGUACAGGAUGAGGUCAUUCCGACACACGCUGAUAGGAAUGUGGAGGGGGGUGAGGAGCGCUGGGCCGAGGCACCAGUAG